AUGGUGGACGGGACUGCGGAAUCUUCAAAGUCGUUUUACAUGUCUAAACCCGAUGGGUAUUGCUUCCUCAACAAUGCUGCUCUUGCUGUCAAACUGGCGUUAGAUUCGGGUUCUUGUUCUCGAGUUGCGGUUAUUGACAUUGAUGUGCACUAUGGUAAUGGCACAGCUGAAGGGUUUUAUACAUCUGAUAAGGUUCUUACGGUGUCACUUCAUAUGAACCAUGGGUCAUGGGGCUCGUCUCACCCGCAGAAAGGGUCGAUUGAUGAAGUUGGUGUAGACGUGGGAUUGGGUUACAAUCUGAAUGUCCCUUUACCUAAUGGCACUGGUGACCGUGGCUAUGAAUAUGCCAUGACUGAGCUGGUGGUUCCUGCUGUUAGAAGGUUUGGACCCGAUAUGGUUGUUCUCGUUGUUGGUCAAGAUUCUAGCGCUUUUGAUCCAAACGGGAGACAAAGCCUGACGAUGAAUGGUUACAGAAGGAUUGGGGAGAUAAUGAGGGGAGUGGCAGAGGAGCACAGCCAUGGAAGGUUGCUUAUGGUGCAAGAAGGCGGGUAUCAUGUUACAUAUGCAGCAUACUGCCUCCACGCCAUGCUAGAAGGCGUGCUAAAGAUUCCAGAACCGCAUCUAUCUGAUCCGAUCGCUUAUUAUCCUGAGGAAGAAGCUGUUGCUGUUGCAGCUGUGGAAUCAAUAAAAAAAUAUCACUCCGAAUUUGUUCCAUUUCUCAGAGGAACUUAAAGAUGUGCCGUAUGAAUGAGAUUUAUGUGGGUUCCUCGUUGUGUUGUGACCUUUUCGAACAUAGGUCCGAUUGUAGAUUGAAUCACAAGUUUGGUCCUUUCUGCCA
This is a messenger RNA of Camelina sativa (false flax), 838 nucleotides long. Lineage: Eukaryota; Viridiplantae; Streptophyta; Magnoliopsida; Brassicales; Brassicaceae. The record is from RefSeq and is a predicted model, not a curated record.